Meloidogyne enterolobii is the source of this 213-nucleotide messenger RNA. The record is from the annotation of a GenBank genome assembly. Lineage: Eukaryota; Metazoa; Nematoda; Chromadorea; Rhabditida; Meloidogynidae.
AUGAAUUGUAAAUUUUUCUUAAUUUUAUUUUCAAUUCUUUUAAUAAUUGCUGGAAGUUUGGCAAAGAAUAACGACCACCAUAAACAUCCAAAACACCCUCCACACACUUCAAAACGUCCACAUCCAACACGUAAACAUCGUCCAACAUUUAAACCUUUUCCAUCACCUAAACCAAAGGCUCAAAAUGUUGAAUGUGGGGAUGAUGAUGAAUAA